AGUUCUUUGUGAAGUUAGCCAUAUAAAUUAGUAUGUAUAUACGUGUGAAUAUGUGAAUAGGUGUAUUCUUAUAGUGUUUACAUAUUACUUUUAUGAGUAAUUUAAAGUCGUUACUUUAUAGUUUUAAAGAUGUCUUCUGAAACAGAUAAAUAUGUAUAUGACACUCUCAAAGUUCUUCACUUACCAUCUCAUCUUUCUGAUCAACGACGAAAUGAAUUAUUUCAAAAAUAUGGUGCUAUCAAGACACAUACUUUACGACCUUCUAGCAAAUAUACUAUAACCUUUGCCAAAUUUCCAUCUCAUAAUGCAGCAAAUGAAGCAUUUUUACGUUUACAUCAAAUUAAAGUCAGAGGACAUUAUUUGUCAGUUGAAUUUGCUAAAAAGUCUAUACCAAUAGAAUACACUGAAAAUGAAUCUCGCCGGGAAGAUAAAGAUGACAUACAAAAAGAAACAAUUAAUAAGUCUCAUUUCCAAGCAUUUUUAAAACAUUUGUAUGGAAGCUCAAUGAAUCAGAUUUUUACACAACCACCAUCACCAAACAUUAAAUAUAAAUAUACACCACCAACAAAAAGUACUUUGUUGAGAAUUACUAUACAAUUAUUGAAAGAACCAGCUUUCUAUACUCAGGUAUUACAUUUAAUGAACAGAAUGAAUUUACCUCCACCAUUUGAAGAACUGGAUACAGAAUUUCCCAUGUUAAAAGAAAUUUAUGAUAUCGAAAAGUAUAAAGAUAUUUUAGGCGAAGAUAUACUUGAACCAAUAAUAAGAAAAAAUGUUUCGCAAAAUGACAAAAAAGAACAGGAAGAAACAGAUGAAGAAGAAUCUGAAAUAGAAUCUGAUGAAGGUGCUAAUGUCCAGUCUUUACAAAAUAUACCUGUAAAAAGAAAACAUUCACAAUCUAAAAAACGAAUAAAAAUUCCUAAAUUUGUUAAUCCUGCUAAACAACUAACAUCAACUUCUAUUCAAAAAGCAAUCAGACCAGAAGAUAUGUUUGAGCCUGUACAACUAGGUGAAUCUAAGAGUUUAAAAAUUGAAUUGAAAACUGUUGACAAAUUAUUAGAAGGAGUAGAUGUAAUAUCUGAAGUUAAACUUGAUAAUACUCAAGAAAUACAAGGUGGAUUUGGAUUAAUGUUUCCUCCCAAAAAUAUUGAACACGUGAAACAAAAUAUAGAACAUUCUAGUGAAGAAUCUCUUGAAAAAACUUCCGAAGAAUAUUCUGAAAAAACUUCAGAGUUUAUUACAACAGAAGAAUUAACAUCAAACAGAAUAUCAGUUAAUGAUCAGAGACUUCUUCCUGUUUUCAAAAAUUAUCAUGCCGGGAAACCUACAAAUCGAUUGUAUAUAAAAAAUCUUGCAAAACAAGUUGAAGCUAAUGAUUUGCACUAUAUUUAUAAGAAAUAUGUAAUAUCAGGAUUAAAAAAUGCCGAAUAUGAAUAUAAUGUUCGUCUUAUGCAAGAAGGUAGAAUGAAAGGGCAAGCAUUUGUUACAUUACAAAAUACAGCUCAAGCACAGUUGGCUCUGCAAGAAACUAAUGGUUAUAUUUUAAAAGAGAAGCCUAUGGUUGUACAGUAUGCUAAAGUAUCAAGUAGCUAAUAGACAAAAAUUAUGAAUAAACAUCAUUUUUCAACAAGGAUGGCCGAGAUCAAUAAACUUAUUCUAAUUUUUCUAUAGCGCAAUUUUUAAAAUUGUGCGGAGAAACAAUCAAGUUAAAGGCUUAUUAUAGAUACAACAAACAAAUCAACAGGUA
Molecule: messenger RNA, 1747 nt
Organism: Polistes canadensis
Lineage: Eukaryota; Metazoa; Arthropoda; Insecta; Hymenoptera; Vespidae
Product: RNA-binding protein 40
Exons: 7
Coding region: 130-1593 (487 amino acids)
Biological process (GO): mRNA splicing, via spliceosome
Cellular component (GO): U12-type spliceosomal complex
Molecular function (GO): U12 snRNA binding; pre-mRNA intronic binding
Source: RefSeq, a predicted model, not a curated record